AAAUGCAGGUAUUGGAACACAACGAAAUCCCAGAAGUGGAAGCCCCUGAAUUACCUGCACCGCAACCAGGAGAGCAAAUUGAAAUGCAGGUAUUGGAACACAACGAAACCCCAGAAGUGGAAGCCCCUGAAUUGCCUGCACCGCAACCAGGAGAGCAAAUUGAAAUGCAGGUAUUGGAAUACAACGAAACCCCAGAAGUGGAAGCCCCUGAAUUGCCUGCACCGCAACCAGCAAUUGAACAAGCCUGUGGAGGGGAUGCGAAUCCAUCUUCCUCAGAUUAUCAGGAGGAUUUUGACAUCAGACCAGCCACUACAAAGACUGUGGAAGCUGGUAAAUCUGAGGAGCAGGUGGAGGUUGAAGAGAUUUCAGUGCCCAGUAACAAAGGAGCUAAAAAAGGUGAAGAAGAAGUGAAGGCGCCUGAGCCUGACAUGGAUGUCGCAGAGGAAGGGGAAGAAGAGGUGUUUGAUACCAGACUUUAGUUCUUUGUUUUCGAACCAAGCACUGACCAGCUUACUCACUGACAGUCUGGUCACUUGACUUUCUGACUAACUGGCCGGUAAGCCGUCAAAUUGAAUUGACUACCUGAGCUAUGACUACUGGC
Molecule: messenger RNA, 601 nt
Organism: Pocillopora verrucosa
Lineage: Eukaryota; Metazoa; Cnidaria; Anthozoa; Scleractinia; Pocilloporidae
Source: RefSeq, a predicted model, not a curated record